CGGUUUGUGGACAGCAGCAAGCUGAAGCGCCACUUCCUCAUCCACACGGGCGAGAAGCGCUUCUUCUGCCCCUAUGAGGGGUGCGGCAAGGCAUUCUCGCUGGAUUUCAACCGCCGUUCUCACAUGCGCACGCACACGGGGGAGAACUACCACACGUGCCCGAUCCUAGAGUGUGGCAAGCGCUUUGCACAUGAGAACAAGCUGCGCAUGCACCUGGCGUCAGCACAUGGGGAUAAACAGCAGCAGCAGCGAUCUGCAGCGCGCGAGGGAUCAGAUGGGUCGCAAGACGAAGGUGCGGGGAGGUCGGAGAGGGAGGGGCGGAAGGAGGGCGAUGGGCAAGGGAGAAAGAGUGAGGGAGGUGGUGCGGGGAGCAAGGAGAAGGGUGGGCGAGGGAGGAGGAAGCGAGAGGAGGAGGGGGCGGCAGGAGAGGGGAGUGAGAGGGGAGGAGAGGAGGAAAGGGGAGAAGUGGAACGGGGAGGGAAACGGAGGCGAGAUGAGGCAGAGGAGGAGAGUGAGGGGGGGAGUGAGGAGGGGAGGGAGAAAGGGAGUGAGAAAGGGAGGGGGUCAGAGAGUUGGGUUCAAGGGGGGGAGGAGGGAACUGAGGGUGAGAGAAGGGGGUUUGGGAAAGGGGCAGAGGGGGAUGGGGAGGGCGACGAGGGUGGGGAUGGGGAGGGGGAGGAGGAGAGUGAGGAUGGGGAGGAGAGGGGGAGUGUGGCUGAUGGAUCGCAAAAAGGAAUGGAAACAAAGCGAGGGCGAUUCCUGAAUUCCAUUUCAGAGUCAGGAGAGGGAGGCGGGGUGAGGGAACCCUGGGGUAAGGGCAGCGGGAGGGGGAGGGGGCGGGGCAGGGGUCGUGGAAGGGGGAGGGGGAGAGGGCGGAGAGGGGAGGAGGCAGGAGGGGAGGCAGGAGAGGGGGACGUGGCGGAGAGCUAUAGAGGGAGAGGAAGGGGAAGGGGGAGAGGCAGAGGCAGGGGAGUGGGGAGGGGCAGAGGGAGAGGGAGAGGGAGAGGGAGGGGGAGAGGGGUAGGUGGGUCAACAAGGGAAUGGAGUGAUGCUGAGAAUGCCCGUGGCACUGGCGGGUAUGGUGGGGGUGCGGGUGGUUAUGGGGGUGAGCUUGGAGCAGAGGAGGAUGGGGAAGGCAUGGAGAGGGAGAGUGAGCAGGGUGAUUAUAAUGAGGGGGAGGAGGUUACUGGGGCGAGUGACUUAGGCGAGGGGGAAGGGGAGGAGGAAGGGGAGGGCGCGCUGUAUGAUGAAAUGGGGAGUGAGGAGGGGGGGGCGGAUGAUGGGGGCAUGGGCAGUGAUGCGCUGGAUGCUGGUGCUGAGAGUGAUGGGUUCGGGGAGGACAUGGGGGGUGGGGAUUCGAUGGGGGAGGGGGGGGGCAUGGAGGGGUAUGGUGGAGAAGAGGAGGAGGAUGAGGGAGGGGAGGAGGCGUGGCGGGAGGAAUUGGGAGGCGAGGAGGGAGAGGGAGGGGGAGGAGUGGAGGGAGGGAAGGGAGGAAAGGGUGCAGGGGUGAAGAAGGGCCCGGGAGGGCAGGAGGAGCAGGAGGAGGUGCGGCCGAAGAGGCGGCGGCGGCGGCGCAAGCUGGAGGAGUCGGAGCGCGUGUUUGCGUGCGGGGAGGCGGGGUGCAGCAAGCGGUACUUCCACGACUACAAGCUGCGGUUGCACCUCAAACACUUCCACGGCGUGGCGCUCGCUGAUGACCCACCCGCUGCUGCUCAUGGCGGUGCUGGUGGAGGGGACGGGGGAAGUGUGGGGCGGGACAGGGGAAGGGGUAGACGACGAGGGAGAGGCGUGGGGAGGGGAGUGGGGAGGGGAGUGGGGAGUGGAGAGAGAGGUGGUGGGAGAGGUGGCACGGGUGUGUCAGGGUAUGGUGAGGAGGAGGAGUUUGAUGGUGCAGGGAGUGCGAGGGGUGGGUAUGGGGAGAGUGUGAAUGAGGAGGGGUAUGAGGAUGAGGAUGGGAAUGAUGACUAUUCCAGGGGUGACUAUAACGAGGAGUAUAGUGAUUAUGGAAGGGAGGAAGAUGUUGAGGAAGACGAGGAUGCUUAUAUGGAGGAUGUGCCGUUGGGGCAACGCCGGCCUCAUUCUCUCUCCUCCUCCGCUGCGCCUUCCUUGGAAGCUAAGGCCGCACACUCACCCCCCAAAAUGGCGGGGUACAAGCGCACCAUACCCCACUUUGAAACGGGUAUUUACAAAUCGCCGGGGGUGUUCCUGGCGGACUCGGAGUACGGGCGCGCGCUGGACUGCCUCGUCAAGGCGUGCGCGGACUUCUUCAUCCUCAAUACAGACAGCUCCGAGAACUGCAAAAUACUGCUGGGGAAGCGCAAGGUGGAGCCGCAGCCCGACUGGUGGUUCAUGGGGGGGCGCAUGCGGCCGGGGGAGAAGCCAGAGGACAGCGUGGUGCGCCUGCUGAGCAGAGAGCUGGGCGUCACGGUGGAGCCCGGUGCAGUGCGGUUCCUGAGCGUGCACUCGUACUGGUGGUAUCGCCGCGUGCAGGCGCCUGUGGAGAACGGGACGUGCGACAUCAGCGGCGUGUUCACUGUUGCCAUUGGGGCCGACCAGGCAGCUGCUAUCAAACUGGACGAGGAGGAGUACAGUGAUUCCAAGUGGGUGAGCAUAGCGGACAUCAUCAACGGGGAGCACUACCACCCCGCCCUGCGCCAGUCAGCCAGGGACCUCAAGGCGCGGUUUGCCUGGGAGCGCCUGGAGAGCCUCGUGAAGGGCGGUGCCGGAACAGAUGCAGAGAUAGCAGAAGCUGCCAGGAAGUUGGUGUCACUCAACUGA
Messenger RNA from Closterium sp. NIES-65, 2778 nucleotides. Lineage: Eukaryota; Viridiplantae; Streptophyta; Zygnematophyceae; Desmidiales; Closteriaceae. The record is from the annotation of a GenBank genome assembly.